GGGAAAUUUCAUUUGGUUCUCUUCCUGCAAGAGAGCUUCUUUGAGGAGAGAUCUCCGUCCUCUCCCGAUCUCUCUCUCUCUGUGCCCUCUGCUCACUGCAGAGCUUAACCGCUAAAAUUUAUAACGGACAAAGCAGAAUCCCAUACUCGGGGAGGAGGAGGAGAAGAAGAAGCCUCCAUUGAUUCCGAAUUUGGACUGUGUGAAAACCCUAGGGUUUACGGAGUAGAACCAGAUCGAUCGCCAUGGACUUGAGGUUCCCCUUCUCGCCAGCGGAGGUCGCCAAGGUCCGGAUGGUCCAGUUCGGCAUCCUCAGCCCCGACGAGAUCAGGCAAAUGUCUGUUAUACAGAUUGAACAUAGUGAGACAACGGAGAGGGGCAAGCCGAAGCCCGGUGGCCUGAGCGAUCCUCGGCUUGGCACAAUUGAUAGGAAACUGAAGUGUGAGACUUGUACGGCGAACAUGGCUGAGUGCCCAGGUCACUUUGGGCACCUCGAGCUCGCCAAGCCUAUGUUCCAUAUCGGGUUUAUGAAAACUGUGCUAAGUAUCAUGCGCUGCGUGUGCUUCAACUGCUCAAAAAUCCUGGCUGACGAGGAGGAACACAAGUUUAAACAAGCAAUGAGGAUAAGAAAUCCAAAAAAUAGGCUUAAGAAGAUACUGGAUGCAUGUAAGAAUAAAACCAAAUGUGAAGGUGGUGAUGAGAUUGAUGUCCAAGGUCAAGACUCCGAAGAGCCAGUUAAAAAGAGUCGUGGCGGCUGUGGCGCCCAGCAGCCGAAGCUCACAAUUGAAGGUAUGAAAAUGAUUGCGGAGUAUAAGUCUCCGAGGAAGAAAAGUGAUGAUCCGGACCAGCUUCCCGAGCCUGUUGAAAGGAAGCAGACCCUUUCUGCAGAAAGGGUUCUAAGUGUUCUUAAGAGGAUAAGUGAUGAAGACUGUCAGUUAUUAGGUUUAAAUCCAAAAUAUGCUCGUCCGGAUUGGAUGAUCUUACAAGUUCUGCCUAUUCCUCCUCCUCCUGUUAGGCCAUCUGUGAUGAUGGAUACAUCUUCUAGAAGUGAGGAUGAUUUAACACACCAGCUGGCAAUGAUCAUAAGGCACAAUGAGAAUCUGAGGCAACAGGAAAGAAAUGGAGCGCCUGCACACAUCAUAUCGGAGUUUGCACAGUUGUUGCAGUUCCAUAUCGCCACGUACUUUGACAAUGAGUUGCCCGGACAACCAAGGGCUACACAGCGAUCUGGUAGACCCAUCAAGUCAAUCUGUAGUAGGCUUAAGGCCAAGGAAGGCCGUAUUAGGGGGAAUCUGAUGGGUAAAAGAGUUGAUUUCUCAGCACGUACUGUCAUUACUCCAGAUCCAAAUAUUAACAUUGAUGAGCUUGGAGUCCCGUGGAGUAUUGCGUUGAAUCUGACUUAUCCAGAAGCAGUGACUCCUUAUAACAUUGAAAGGUUGAAGGAACUUGUGGAAUAUGGCCCUCAUCCUCCACCUGGUAAAACUGGUGCCAAGUACAUUAUAAGGGAUGAUGGACAACGUCUCGAUCUCCGAUACUUGAAGAAAAGUAGUGAUCAUCAUCUGGAGCUGGGAUACAAGGUGGAGCGGCACUUGAAUGAUGGAGACUUUGUCCUCUUCAAUCGGCAGCCUAGUCUUCAUAAAAUGUCUAUUAUGGGCCACAGAAUCAAGAUUAUGCCUUACUCAACAUUCAGAUUGAAUUUGUCAGUGACAUCCCCAUAUAAUGCUGAUUUUGAUGGGGAUGAAAUGAAUAUGCAUGUUCCGCAGUCAUUUGAAACUAGAGCAGAAGUCCUGGAACUAAUGAUGGUUCCCAAAUGCAUUGUGUCACCUCAAUCGAAUAGACCUGUGAUGGGAAUUGUCCAGGAUACACUCUUAGGAUGCCGUAAAAUCACUAAAAGGGACACUUUCAUUGAGAAGGAUGUUUUCAUGAACACCUUGAUGUGGUGGGAGGACUUUGAUGGAAAAGUUCCUGCUCCGGCUAUUUUGAAGCCUAGGCCACUCUGGACAGGCAAACAAGUUUUCAAUCUCAUCAUUCCAAAGCAGAUUAAUCUCAUGAGGACUUCUGCUUGGCAUUCUGAGUUGGAAACGGGCUUUAUAACUCCAGGAGAUACGCAAGUCCGAAUAGAGAAGGGAGAGUUGCUCUCUGGGACUCUCUGCAAGAAGGCUCUCGGAACAUCUACUGGAAGUCUUAUACAUGUCAUCUGGGAAGAAGUUGGUCCAGAUGCAGCCCGCAAAUUUUUGGGACACACGCAGUGGCUUGUCAACUAUUGGCUUUUGCAGAAUGCUUUCAGCAUUGGUAUCGGAGAUACAAUUGCUGAUGCAGCAACUAUGGAAAGAAUUAAUGAAACCAUAUCGAAGGCUAAGGAUGAAGUGAAAAGACUUAUAAAGGAAGCCCAAGAGAAGAAGUUGGAGCCUGAACCUGGAAGAACAAUGAUGGAAUCUUUCGAGAACAAAGUGAACCAGGUGUUGAAUAAGGCUCGUGAUGAUGCUGGAAGCAGUGCUCAGAGGAGUCUGUCUGAGAGUAACAAUCUGAAGGCCAUGGUUACUGCUGGGUCUAAAGGAAGUUUUAUCAACAUAUCACAGAUGACUGCUUGUGUGGGUCAGCAAAAUGUUGAGGGUAAGCGAAUCCCGUUUGGAUUCAUUGAUAGAACGCUGCCCCACUUCACGAAAGAUGAUUAUGGGCCAGAGAGUCGUGGAUUUGUUGAGAACUCCUACUUGCGUGGGCUGACCCCACAAGAGUUCUUCUUUCAUGCAAUGGGUGGUAGGGAAGGUCUCAUUGAUACGGCUGUGAAGACAUCUGAGACUGGAUACAUUCAGAGAAGAUUAGUGAAGGCUAUGGAGGAUAUCAUGGUUAAGUAUGAUGGAACUGUCAGGAAUUCUCUGGGAGAUGUUAUACAGUUUCUGUAUGGGGAGGAUGGUAUGGAUUCUGUGUGGAUUGAAUCUCAAAAGUUGGACUCCUUGAAGAUGAAAAGGUCGGAAUUCGAUAGGGUGUUCAGGUACGAGCUAGAUGAUGAUAACUGGAAUCCUGAUUAUAUGCUGCCAGAACAUAUUGAAGAUCUGAGAACUAUCAGAGAAAUUCGAAAUGUGUUCGACGCUGAAGUUCAGAAACUAGAAGCGGAUAGAUACCAGCUUGGAACUGAGAUUGCUACGACAGGUGAUAAUUCUUGGCCAUUGCCCGUCAACCUCAAAAGGCUCAUAUGGAACGCACAGAAGACCUUUAAGAUUGACAUGAGGCGUACUUCUGAUAUGCAUCCAAUGGAAAUUGUCGAGUAUGUUGAUAAGCUCCAGGAGAAGCUGCUGGUUGUUCCUGGAAAGGAUCUUUUGAGUGUUGAGGCUCAGAAGAAUGCUACUCUCUUUUUCAAUAUAUUGCUUCGUAGCACUUUCGCUAGUAAAAGAGUGUUGAAGGAGUACAGACUCACUCGUGAAGCAUUUGAAUGGAUUUUGGGCGAGAUCGAAUCGCGUUUCCUUCUGUCUCUGGUAGCUCCUGGAGAAAUGAUUGGAUGUGUGGCUGCUCAAUCCAUUGGCGAGCCUGCUACACAGAUGACUCUCAAUACGUUCCACUAUGCUGGUGUUAGUGCAAAGAACGUUACACUUGGUGUUCCCAGGUUGAGAGAAAUUAUUAAUGUGGCCAAGAAAAUAAAAACCCCUUCCCUCUCGGUGUACCUUAAACCUGAGGUUAAUAAGACAAAGGAAAGUGCCAAGAAUAUCCAAUGUGCUUUGGAGUAUACUACUCUCCGCAGUGUCACUCAAGCCACAGAAGUGUGGUAUGAUCCUGAUCCCAUGGGCACGAUAAUUGAAGAGGAUAUUGAUUUUGUGAAAUCAUAUUAUGAGAUGCCGGACGAAGAGAUUGCCCCUGAGAAGAUCUCUCCUUGGCUGCUUAGGAUAGAGCUGAAUCGGGAAAUGAUGGUUGAUAAGAAGCUAAGCAUGGCAGAUAUCGCUGAGAAGAUCAACCUUGAAUUUGAUGAUGAUCUGAAUUGUAUAUUCAAUGAUGACAAUGCCGAUAAACUGAUCUUGCGGAUCCGUAUAAUGAAUGAUGAUGCCCCAAAAGGGGAGAUGAACGAUGAAUCUGCAGAAGAUGAUGUCUUCCUUAAGAAGAUUGAAAGCAAUAUGCUGACGGAGAUGGCUCUUCGUGGCAUCCCAGAUAUUAACAAGGUGUUCAUUAAGAAUGGCAAAGUAAACAAGUUUGAGGAGAGUGAUGGCUUCAAGCCUGAGACUGAGUGGAUGUUAGAUACUGAAGGUGUCAACCUCUUAGCUGUCAUGUGCCACGAAGGUGUUGAUGCAAGGAGGACAACAAGCAACCACUUGAUAGAAAUUAUUGAAGUCCUUGGUAUUGAGGCAGUUCGGCGGUCCCUCUUGGAUGAACUGCGAGUCGUUAUAUCAUUUGAUGGAUCUUAUGUGAACUACCGGCACUUAGCUAUUCUGUGCGAUACCAUGACCUAUCGGGGCCACUUGAUGGCGAUUACUCGUCAUGGUAUCAACCGCAAUGAUACUGGGCCAUUGAUGAGAUGCUCCUUCGAAGAGACAGUUGACAUUCUCCUAGAUGCUGCGGUCUAUGCUGAAUCUGAUUAUCUGAGGGGUGUGACUGAAAACAUUAUGUUGGGACAGCUGGCGCCAAUUGGAACAGGAGACUGUGCCCUGUACCUCAAUGAUGAGAUGUUGAAGCAUGCCAUUGAACUUCAGUUGCCCAGUUAUAUGGAGGGUCUCGAUUUUGGAAUGACUCCUGCUCGGUCUCCUAUAUCUGGGACUCCUUAUCAUGAAGGAAUGAUGUCUCCAAGUUAUCUGCUGAGCCCGAACCUCCGUCUUUCUCCCAUCACAGAUGCUCAGUUCUCUCCUUACGUAGGCGGGAUGGCAUUCUCGCCUGCUUCUUCUCCAGGAUACACCCCCUCCUCACCGGGCUACAGCCCCACCUCUCCCAGUUACAGCCCGGCAUCGCCGAGCUAUAGUCCCACAUCACCGAGCUACAGCCCGGCGUCACCAAGCUACAGCCCGACGUCACCAACUUAUAGCCCAAGUUCUCCUGGAUAUAGUCCAACUAGUCCUGCAUAUUCACCUACAAGCCCUUCGUACUCUCCGACCUCCCCCUCAUACAGCCCGACCUCCCCCUCAUACAGCCCCACCUCCCCUUCCUAUAGCCCUACAUCUCCCUCUUAUAGUCCCACUUCUCCAACAUACAGUCCCACCUCACCUAGUUACAGUCCGACAUCCCCUGCUUAUAGUCCAACAUCCCCUGCCUAUAGCCCCACAUCCCCUGCAUAUAGCCCAACUUCUCCAUCCUAUAGCCCCACCUCGCCUUCCUAUAGCCCCACCUCGCCCUCGUAUAGUCCAACUUCACCUUCUUACAGCCCCACCUCGCCAUCAUAUAGCCCUACUUCACCGGCGUAUAGCCCAACAUCUCCCGGGUACAGUCCAACAUCGCCCAGUUACAGUCCUACUUCUCCGGGGUACAGUCCCACAUCUCCUAGUUAUAAUCCUCAGUCAGCAAAGUAUAGCCCGUCACUGGCAUACUCGCCGAGCAGUCCGAGGCUGUCUCCCUCCAGUCCUUACAGUCCAACCUCUCCUAAUUACAGCCCAACGUCACCUUCAUAUUCUCCCACGUCGCCAUCGUAUUCACCUUCAAGCCCAACCUACAGUCCUAGCAGCCCAUACAAUACUGGUGGAGGCCCAGAUUAUAGCCCGAGUUCUCCCCAAUACAGCUUGAGUGCUGGGUAUUCUCCGAGUGCACCAGGUUACUCACCAUCUUCGACCAGCCAGUACACCCAAGCAAGCAAUAAGGAUGAUCGAAGCAAGAAGGAUGAUAGGAGUGGUCGGUGAAGUGAUAUUUUUUGAACGAGAAAGCUCGAGGUGGUCCAUCAAUGAAGCAAGAUCCUGUGAAAUAACAAACUUCGAGUGCAGAUUUUUCUUUUAUGGCAGUGGAUUGAUUAUAUUUGCUUCUCUUGUAAUCUUGUCAAGUCAGCGAGCGUGCUAACGUCUCAAAGGCUGACUAUGUGAAUGAGGCACUAUGUUGAUUGUAACAUUAACAGGAGCAAUGACUUUUUUUCUAUGCGCUUCUCUCCCUGCAAGGGAGGCAAUUAAUAGAAUGAUGAACUUGCUAUGCACAUUA
Molecule: messenger RNA, 6093 nt
Organism: Punica granatum (pomegranate)
Lineage: Eukaryota; Viridiplantae; Streptophyta; Magnoliopsida; Myrtales; Lythraceae
Source: RefSeq, a predicted model, not a curated record